Molecule: messenger RNA, 1279 nt
Organism: Saccostrea echinata
Lineage: Eukaryota; Metazoa; Mollusca; Bivalvia; Ostreida; Ostreidae
Product: cathepsin B-like
Exons: 9
Coding region: 30-1055 (341 amino acids)
Biological process (GO): regulation of catalytic activity
Cellular component (GO): lysosome
Molecular function (GO): cysteine-type endopeptidase activity
Source: RefSeq, a predicted model, not a curated record
UUCUAGAGAUUUAUAGCCCCUGAGUGACCAUGAAGGUGCUUGUUCUCUCUCUGCUUGUGGCGGGCGCCAUGAGUGCCAUUGUGGAAUUCAAAGAUCGAGAUAUUUUUGAGCCACUCUCAGAUGAGAUGAUUUGGUUUAUCAACAAACUGAACACAUCAUGGAAGGCAGGCCAGAACUUUGACCACAUUCCCAAAGAAGACCAACUGGCUCAUGUAAAGAUGAUGUGUGGGACCUAUCUAAACACACCCCCAGAACUGAGACUCCCAGAGAAAAGGAUGGUGCCUCUUAAGGACAUCCCAGAAACCUUUGAUGCCCGAACUCAGUGGACCAACUGCCCAACACUGAAGGAGGUCAGGGACCAAGGAGCUUGUGGAUCUUGUUGGGCUUUUGGUGCUGUUGAGGCCAUGUCUGAUCGUAUCUGCAUCAAGUCUCAGGGAAAAGCAAAUGCUCACAUCUCAGCAGAAGAUCUAACAGCCUGCUGCAGGACCUGUGGAAAUGGCUGUGAGGGGGGUUUCCCAUCUGCUGCCUGGAGUUAUUAUGAAAGAGAUGGUCUUGUAACCGGAGGGCAAUACAACUCACACCAGGGGUGCCUACCAUACACAAUCAAGGCAUGUGAUCACCAUGUGGUAGGAAAACUCCAACCAUGCUCCAAAAAGAUUGGCCCCACCCCACGCUGCGAGAAGAAAUGUGAAGCUGGCUACAAUGUCACUUAUGCUAAGGAUAAGCACUAUGGAAUGUCUGCUUACAGCGUACGUGGUGUGGAGAAAAUUCAGACAGAGAUCAUGACUAAUGGCCCAGUAGAGGGCGCUUUCACAGUCUACUCUGAUUUCCCACAAUACAAAUCUGGUGUUUAUAAGCACACAACUGGAAAACCCCUUGGUGGACACGCCAUUAAGAUUCUGGGGUGGGGAACUGAGAACGGAGAUGAUUAUUGGCUGGUGGCCAACUCUUGGAAUCCUGACUGGGGAGAUCAAGGAUUUUUCAAGAUCCUGCGAGGCCGAGAUGAGUGUGGAAUUGAGUCCCAGAUUAGUGCAGGAGAACCCAAACUACAAUAAACUCGAGCCUACGGACUCAUUGUUACAUUCCAUUACUCACAAACAUGAGAUUACCAAGUUGUUUAACUCACAUUGUGAAAAAUAAUUGAAGUGAUACUUUGAAAAUGGUGCUCAAUAAUUUUAUUUUCAAGCAGUGUUGUUCUUUAUAUACAUCUUUGUACAAAUGAGAUUUGAUACUUUAAUACACACAAGUUUUCAAAAAAUAAAUUUAUUAAAAAGAUUGA